AUGUUUCUCAGGACGGUAGCAACUCGACUGUACCCUGACAUCUUCGAGAAAGUGAGAAAAGAGUGGGAACGAUUUGUGAACUUCGUGGCAGAUGCGACUUGUGAGCGUACAGCGUCGAGUCCUUCACAAUGGAAAAUUUAUUGCGGGAAUCAAACCUUUCGCUGUCACGAUGUGGAGUGGAUGUGUACUUGUCUAUUUUAUAGCAGUCACCAUUUACCAUGUCGUCAUCUUAUGCACUUAGGACGCGAGGGGCAUGGCUUCAAACUGCUUCCAGCUAUGGCAAUUCAUGAUCGGUGGAGUACGUACUAG
Molecule: messenger RNA, 309 nt
Organism: Phytophthora sojae
Lineage: Eukaryota; Oomycota; Peronosporomycetes; Peronosporales; Peronosporaceae
Exons: 1
Coding region: 1-309 (102 amino acids)
Molecular function (GO): zinc ion binding
Source: RefSeq, a predicted model, not a curated record